AUGGACCGCUAUCUCUCGCGCAAGAGACCACGCAGUCCUGCGGUAGCCGACGCCGACACCACCAACGACGAUGAAGCCUCGACAGAUAUCAAACUCGCUCAGCUUGUGUCCCUUUUCGCAGACACGCCGCAGGACACUCUUCUCGAUAUCCUUGUCUCUUGUGGUGGCUCGGUCGAGUCUGCGAUUACCACAAUAACGGAACAGAAACAGAUAGCCUCGUCGCCAACGGCUCUAGGCAAACGGGUAAAGACGACGAAUGGGGCCUCAGCUAUCCAGACGUCCCUGACUUCGCAUGUCCUUCAGUCGCCAUCUGGACAAGGUGACAGUCCAGCUAAGCGCAGAAACCCGGUGCAAAAGGGUAAGACGCUGUACCUGUAUAGCCCCGAAGACGUUUCGGCGCAUACGUCCUGCACAAUCAUCCACAACUUCCUGCCCGCAGAGCAGGCGAAUGCGCUUCUGCUUGAGCUCCUCGACGAGUCGAAGCAUUUCUCGCGGUACCAGUUGCAGAUCUUCGAGCGGACGGUCGAAAGCCCGCAUUCGACAUGCGUCUAUGUUUCCACGCCGGAAGAGCAGGACCAGCAUAUGAAUGAUUAUUCGUAUGGUGGUUCCUACCACACGAAUAUUCGACAGGCAACGCCUCACCUCCGCGGAAUCUCUGCACGAGUCCAAGAGGCAGUGAAUGCGGAGAUUCAGAAACGCAUUCGCGACGUCUAUCCCGGGGGCAAGAAGCUCAAGUAUCAGUCUCCGAGGGAGUGGAUGCCUAAUGCUGCCUUUGUCAACUGCUAUGAUGGCCCCGCGGAGAGCGUAGGGUAUCAUACCGAUCAUCUUACGUAUCUCGGCCCUCGCGCGGUUAUUGGCAGUCUCAGUCUAGGUGUCCAGCGGGAGUUUCGUGUGCGGCGGAUAGUUGCGGAUGAGGGUGAAUCUGGAGAGGAGAGAGGGGAUGCAAAGGCUCAUGCUCAGGGCCAGAUAUCCAUCCCCCUACCACAUAAUUCUCUUCUAGUAAUGCACGCACAGACGCAGGAGGAAUGGAAACAUGCGAUUGCACCCGCCCACACCAUCUCCCCGCAUCCGCUGUCCGGUAAUCGUCGCAUCAAUGUCACCUACCGCUGGUACCGGGACUCGUUACAUCCGCGAAAUAUCCCACGCUGUCGCUGCAACGCCCAUGCAGUUUUAAAGUGUGUCCAGCGUAAGCGUGACAGUAGGGGUCGCUAUAUGUGGACAUGUUAUAUGGGUUCUAAACCUGGAAAGAAGGGCUGCGGUUUCUUUCAAUGGGCCGAGUUUGACGAUGACGGCGAGCCGCUUUGGAAGCCACCGCAAGUCAACAACGAACAAGACAACGAGGUCCCUAGAUUGACGAACUUUGCUGAAUAG
This is a messenger RNA of Aspergillus calidoustus, 1371 nucleotides long. Lineage: Eukaryota; Fungi; Ascomycota; Eurotiomycetes; Eurotiales; Aspergillaceae. The record is from the annotation of a GenBank genome assembly.